Messenger RNA from Drosophila mojavensis, 2603 nucleotides. It is a transcript of the gene chic, whose product is annotated as profilin. The transcript has 4 exons. NCBI's taxonomy places the organism in Eukaryota, Metazoa, Arthropoda, Insecta, Diptera, Drosophilidae. The coding region runs from base 326 to 706 and encodes 126 amino acids. The record is from RefSeq and is a predicted model, not a curated record. Gene Ontology annotation, molecular function: actin monomer binding. Gene Ontology annotation, cellular component: cell cortex.
AGCGUGUGAAAAGUGUGAGUUAGCUUUGAAUUUUAACAAAUUAAGCGUAUUAACUAAAAAUUGCUUAAUGUGUGCACAUUUUAAUCCAUGUUUGUGUGUCCAGCAGUCAUAGUAACAACAACAAUUUUAAAUAAGUUUCCUUAAACAAAUUACGUAGAAAACGACGAUUUUCUCGCUCUCGCUUAACUAAAUUUCUUAGUGGCGUGAAUAGUGUAUAACAACAACAGCAACAAACGCGCGUGUGUAAAAUACAACAAAUACAUAAUACCCUAUAUUUAAUAGUUUUUAACAACCACAACAACAAAUACAACAACAAACUACAAUCAUGAGCUGGCAAGAUUAUGUCGAUAACCAACUUUUGGCCUCGCAGUGCGUUAACAAGGCGUGCAUUGCCGGACACGAUGGCAACAUUUGGGCGCAGUCUAACGGCUUUGAGGUCACAAAGGAGGAGCUGGCCAAAUUGAUAAGCGGCUUUGAUCAACAAGACCUGCUUACCAGCAACGGUGUGACAUUAGCCGGCCAACGGUACAUUUAUCUCUCAGGCACAGAUCGCGUGGUGCGCGCAAAACUGGGCAGAAGCGGUGUGCACUGCAUGAAGACGACACAAGCCGUCAUUGUUUCCAUCUACGAGGAUCCUGUGCAACCCCAGCAGGCCGCUUCUGUGGUGGAGAAACUUGGAGAUUAUCUGAUUACUUGCGGGUACUAGAAAAUAACUGAAUACAAAAAUUAUAAAAGCAACAAGAAUUCAACACCAUCAAAACACACACCAACAACAACAACAACAGCAACAAAAACACAACAACAAAUUCGCUAAGAAAAACCGUAAUAUGAACUAAAUAACUAAAAGAAGAUAAAAGUAAUUAUUAAUAUUUAAAUUUUAUGAGAAAUGCCAAGAAAAUAUAUAUUUUUUGAGGUAAUUGUGGUCAAACAGAUCUGAAACUUAAAAUAACAAUUUAAGAACAAUGUCAAAGAGUGUUUAUAAACCAUCCACAGCAUCAACAUCUUAAUUGCCCACAAAACACCUACAACAAAAUUAUAAAUUUCUGCAUUAUUAUAUUUAAACAUUUUUUGGUUCAUACGAUAAAAAUAAUAAUAAUAAAAAAAAAUAUACAAAAAACAAAAACGAAACAAAAUCUUAAACUCAACAUAAGCUAAAAGAAAAACGUAUUGGAAAGCAUUUUGUAAGCAACACAAAAAUAAUAAGACGAAGAACUAGAGGAUGAAGAAGAAGCAACAAACGCAAAGCAACGCAGGCAAAUUUUUGAAUACUUUUUUUGUACAGCAGUUUAGUACACAAAUAUAUAUACACCGAUCUAAAAAACAUACGCAGAGACUAAUUGAGAGUGAGUGAGAGAGAGAUAGAGCUAGGAAUGGGAGAGGGAAGGGUAUUGUGAAACCCAAACAGAAUAUGGAAAAGAGAAAGAAUGAUAAGUCAAGCAGCAGCGAACACACACAACAGGUAAAUACUAACCAAUAUAAUUGAUAUAUAAGUAUAUGUAUAUGUAUAUUUAUAUAUGUAAACUAUUUGGAGAACCAUGAAGCUCUAUUUUUAUGUGGCAGGGAAGAUACAUACACAUGCAAAAGAAAAAAAAAUCGAAAAUAAACAGCCGCGCAGUGAGCUAGGCAAUUUUUUAUACCAGAGAACUUUCAGAAUAUUUGUGUAAUAUUUGAAAAAGCAAAUAAACAAAGUGAGAACUAAACUAAAACUAGAAAAGAAUAUAUACACAUUCUUUUAGCCAUAUUUAAAAUCUAUGCUCAUCAUUGGGGUGUUUUAGUGAAGGAGUAGAAGAAUAUAAAGACGAAGACGAAGUCGAAGGAGAAGCAGAUUCCAAGCGAACACCAACAACACGCACACAUUUAUCCGUUUUCCAAACCGUCUCAUCUAGCCAUACAUAUAUAGAUACAUACAUACAUGCAUACAUAUAAAUGAACAUACAUACAAAUACCUAUAUAUUUGGUCACUUGCGCCAUUUGCUCUCUCUUUCUGUAUGCGCUUUUCAUGUUCGUAAUUUUGCAAUAUUCAUAAAAAAAAAAAAAAAAAAAAACGCUAAGACAUCAUACACACUUAUCGAUAAACGAUAUACGGCAAAUGACGCGCAUUUCGAACGCUGUGCAACACUGUCCGCCUACUGCCGCCAGCCGUUGAUUUGAAUGCCCGCGCUUUACAGGAUCUUUGCUGAGUAGACAAGAAGAAGAAGAAUGACAAGAAUUGGGCAAUUCAAUUUUGUCAUUCACAAACACAGAUACACACAUACAUUUACAUGCAUGCAAGUAAUAACGAAAAGUAAAUCAAAUCAAAUAUACGAAAAAAAAAGAAAACUAAACAAAAACAAAAAAUUUACAAAUUACUUAAAUCAUACAUAAAUAAAUGGCUUUUUAUGUUAGUUAAACAAAAGUCCCAACAUUUUCCAACAUUUCUUUUUCUCCAUAAAGCGUCAAAAUUUCAUCAAAAUUAAAAAGAAACCCAUGAAUGCAUAAAUAUUAAAUACAUAAUAUGAAAUUAAAAAAAAAAAGGAAAUGAAAAACCAUAUAUAAUACGAUACUUUAAUACUAUUGAAAUAAAAAACAGAGCAUGGCAAAAGUCCUACUCAUAAAAAUGAUAA